AUGAAAGACAUGAAGCUAAACCAUUACCGAUUCUCUAUCUCUUGGCCACGGAUUCUACCAAACGGACUGAAAAAUGAACAGAUCAACGAAAAAGGACUGAAAUACUACGACGACCUCAUCAACAUGCUGCUGGAGAGUAAGAUCACGCCGAUAGUCACUCUGUACCACUGGGAUCUGCCUCAGCUGCUGCAAGAGCGAUACGGAGGCUGGCAAAACAGCAGCAUGGUCAACUACUUCAACGACUUUGCAAAUCUGUGUUUUGAGAAGUUUGGGAACAAAGUCAAGUACUGGGUCACUUUCAAUAAUCCGUGGUCCAUCGCAGUGGAGGGUUAUGAGACCGGUGAGCAUGCUCCGGGACUGAGGCUCCGGGGCAUUGGGGCGUACAAGGCUGCACACAACAUCAUCAAGGCUCAUGCUAAAGUGUGGCACACCUACGACUCUCAGUGGAGAAGCAAACAGAAAGGUCUGGUGGGCCUUUCCCUGACCUCGGACUGGGGGGAGCCUGUGGACAGCUCCAAUCAAAGGGAUAUCGAGGCCGCGGACAGAUUCAUGCAAUUCUCUCUGGGUUGGUUUGCUUCACCAGUGUUCUAUGGAGACUACCCCCAAGUCAUGAAGGAGUACAUUGGCCGUAAGAGUGGUCAGCAGGGCCUGGGUGUGUCCCGUCUGCCACAGUUCUCACCACAGGAGAAGAGCUACGUCAAAGGCACCUGUGACUUCCUGGGCCUGGGACACUUCACCACACGCUACGUUACUCAGAAGAACCAGCCAUCCGCUCUGGGGGAUAGCUACUUCACUGACCGAGACCUGGCCGAGCUGGUGGACCCGCUGUGGCCCGACCCUGGCUCCGAGUGGCUCUACUCUGUGCCCUGGGGUUUCAGGCGCAUGCUCAACUUUAUCAAGACGCAGUAUGGAAACCCAAUGAUCUACGUGACGGAGAACGGAGUUUCAGAGAAGAUGAUGUGCACUGAUCUGUGUGACGAAUGGAGGAUCCACUACUACAGGGACUAUGUCAACGAAAUGCUCAAAGCGGUGAAAGAUGGUGUUAAUGUGCGGGGCUACACUGCCUGGUCGCUCCUGGAUAACUUUGAGUGGGACGAGGGGUUUUCAGAGCGGUUUGGUUUGUUCUACGUCGACUUCAGCAGCAGAAGCAAAACGCGGUAUCCUAAAGCCUCCGUCAUGUACUACAAACGCAUAAUCAGCUCCAACGGCUUCCCAAACCAAAGAGAGGUGGAGAUCUGGAAGAGGAAAUCCAGAGAGACGUGUUCCACAAGUAAUCAGCUCCUAGCAGCAGACCCCCUGAUUGGUCACAUGGAGCUGGUGACUGAGAUUGUGGUCCCAACGGUGUGCACGCUCAGCAUCCUCCUCAGCGCAGUCUUCCUCAUGUUCCUGCUGCGGAGACAAGUGGGUCUCUUUCAGGACUCUCCAAGACUCUUCGAUCUCCUUCAGACUCUGCUGCGUCUGUUUGAAGUUGAUGCAAUGGAAGACAACGAUUUGUUUGAUGCAAGCCACGUGGAAGAGGGUUUUGCCGCUCUGCCGCCACCAUCGUCUCCGGGAACUCAGCUUGUGGACCCCUUUGGAGAUGAGGAGGGAGAUGUGUCCAAACUGGCCGAUGUCCCAGAUGCCAAACGGAAAGUGAAAAGACCACAGCCCAAACUAGACUCCAAUAGGCUGAUCUCGGACAGAGGAUUACCAGCUCUGCGCACGCUGUUUAACGACGUUAACUUCAGAGGAAGAGGUCACGAGGCGGAGGACCUGCGUUUGCUGAUGAAGAGGAUGGAGAACUGGGCGCACAGACUUUUCCCUAAACUUCAGUUUGAGGAUUUCAUCGACAAAGUGGAACGACUUGGUGCUAAGAAGGAAGUCCAGACGUGUUUGAAGAGGAUUCGACUGGACAUGCCACUCACACACGAAGAUUACACGAGUAAAGAGGGAGAGGAGGAGGUCCCAGCUCCAGUGACGGUCUUCAGUGAUCCGUUUGAAGACCACCUGAGCUCGUCCACUCCCCGCCUGCUUCACUCCACCCCUGCGGGCCACGGCACACACUCGUCCGUGGGCCUCUCGCCGCCCUCCACCCCCUCCCUGAGCGAGGAGCAGCGGAGGAGGAUGGAGGAGAACCGGGUCAAGGCUCUGGAAAGAAGGCUGGCCCGGCAGAAGCAGCAGCACCAGGCAUUUCAGUCUGUGGAGUGUGGGCUCACACAGCCCAUGUCCUCAGAGCUGAUGGAGGGGUCCACAAAAGUCCAGAGUCCAGCCCUCGACCAAGAAACCAGCAGCUCACAGAACCAGGGCAGUGAGAUCCACGUGGAGUCGACCCCAGAGGCCAAUACCAGUCCUGGCACGGCGGAGACUCUACCUGUUGAAUUAAAGCAGAAUUCUGCACAAAUAUAA
Messenger RNA from Knipowitschia caucasica, 2385 nucleotides. Lineage: Eukaryota; Metazoa; Chordata; Actinopteri; Gobiiformes; Gobiidae. The record is from the annotation of a GenBank genome assembly.